This is a messenger RNA of Saprolegnia parasitica CBS 223.65, 1098 nucleotides long. RefSeq lists its product as hypothetical. The record is from RefSeq and is a predicted model, not a curated record. The transcript is spliced from 3 exons. Lineage: Eukaryota; Oomycota; Saprolegniomycetes; Saprolegniales; Saprolegniaceae. The coding region runs from base 1 to 990 and encodes 329 amino acids.
AUGACACCCCACGGGCUCGAAGACGCGUCCGUGGCAGGCCUCGUUGGCACCGGCGUCCUCUUCGGCGUCAUCCACGUCAUGACGGGGCCCGACCACCUUAGCGCGCUCGCGACGCUGAGCGCAGGCUCCUCCUGGCGGUCCUUCGCCCUGGGCAUGCGCUGGGGCAUGGGCCACUCGAUCGGGCUCAUCCUCAUGGCCGUCUUCUUCAUCCUCCUCGAUGGAAAGCUCAACUUGGACAAGCUCACGAUCGUGACGGACGUCAUUGUCGGCGUCUUCAUGGUCGCAUUGGGCGGCUAUGGGCUCUACAGCGGGCACAAAAAGUACCUCGCGACGCUCGCCGAGCUCGACACGACCAACACGACGCCGGCCAAGACGCGGUCGUACGAAAAGUGCCCCGACGUCGACUCGUCGAGCGACUCGGAGGCCGAUCUCAAGGAGAUCCACUUGGCGCCGAUCGGGACAACGUCCGAAGACGAAGCCACAAUCACAUCCAGCACGGGGUCGCCGACCGUGCCCGACAUUGACGACGAGAUGGAAGAGCUCGACUUGGACGAGAUCGAAGGCGCGCUCGAGGCGCAACUCGAAGAGCAGAGCGCGCUCGUGCACAGUCCGGCGCCGGUCUGCGGCCGCCGGUCGUGCCUCCCCACCAUCAACAUGGACAACCCCGCGACGCAAAAGGUGACCGCGCUCUGCGUCGGCAUCGUCCACGGCAUCGCAGGCCCGGGCGGCAUCCUCGGCGUCCUGCCCGCGGUCGGCCUCCACAAUUGGACCAAGUCGAUCGCGUACCUCGGGUCGUUUUGUGUCACUUCGAUCCUCAUCAUGGGCCUCUUUGCCGCCUUUUACGGUGAAGCCACGGCGCAACUCGGUCGGCGGUCGGCCCGGAUCGCGUAUGGUAUUGCGGUGUUUUCGUCCAUGCUCUCGGUGCUCGUGGGCAUCCUCUGGAUCGUCCUCGUCGCGACCGGCAAGCUCCAGGACGUUUUUGGCGCCUGAUUUGUAGACAGAUUGAUGUGUUCGUAUCCUAAUAUUAUCUCGAGGUCUGUGUCUCCAACGGUGUCGACAUGCCCCAACUCGAGUGCACCGAAAAGCCCCGUCGGUGAG